AUGGCCAAACAUCGUUUGCAACGGUUGGAGUCGCCGUCUCGGUCGUUCUCUAUGGUGCUGCACGUUGCCGGCAUCUUUUCGUUCCUUGCUUCAUUCAACUUUCUCAAUACCCUCACCCAUCACAUCUCUAUGGGCUUCGGGGGCAAUUAUCAGCACCUCACCAACAUAGGGUUGAUUCUGUCCUUCGUUACCUUCGUUACGGGACUGCUGGCCGACGUAACGUUGAGUCCCUCGUUGUUUGCCGUUAAGAACGGUUUGUCGACCGUGGCGGCACCGCUGGAGGUCCUCAUCAGCAUCCUGUACUGGGGAAUUCGGUCCAUCGACAAGCGGCUGUUGAUACCGGAGGGCUUCGAGCUCCAUUGGUUGCCAGACGUUGGGUUUCAUUUGGUCCCAGCUGUCGUCCUAUCUCUCGACCUCAUCCUGUUUAGCCCGCCAUGGACGAUUCGUGCGUACUCGGCAAUGUCGAUCAGCAUGAUUUUUGCCUUUUUGUACUGGGGCUGGGUCGAGUUUUGCUUCAGCAAGAACGGAUGGUACCCCUACCCUAUCUUUGAUGUCCUCAACACUGUGCAGCGAGUUGGAUUGUUUACCUUCUCUGCGGCAUUGAUGACGGCUAGCACGAGCCUUCUGAAAUGGGUGUAUGGACGAUUCAAUGGCUACGAGCAGAUGGAGAAGGAGGCUUACAAGCCCCUGAAGAAGACGCUGUAG
This is a messenger RNA of Colletotrichum spaethianum, 705 nucleotides long. RefSeq names its product UPF0643 protein. The record is from RefSeq and is a predicted model, not a curated record. Gene Ontology annotation, cellular component: membrane; endomembrane system. The transcript is spliced from 2 exons. NCBI's taxonomy places the organism in Eukaryota, Fungi, Ascomycota, Sordariomycetes, Glomerellales, Glomerellaceae. The coding region runs from base 1 to 705 and encodes 234 amino acids.